This is a messenger RNA of Closterium sp. NIES-65, 1392 nucleotides long. The record is from the annotation of a GenBank genome assembly. Lineage: Eukaryota; Viridiplantae; Streptophyta; Zygnematophyceae; Desmidiales; Closteriaceae.
AUGUGUCCUGAUGCACCCGGCCGCGUGCUCGCCUUCCACUCUCUCGCCCGGAAGCUCUCUGCCGCUCAGCAGGCAGACUUGCCGGAGGGCUCACUGGGGCGUUCACGCUGUGCUUCUUCUGGCGGUUACUGUCCCUCGGUUGGCGUUUCGCAUGCCCUGCGCUCAGCUUCAUGCUCCGCGUGCACGUAUGCCGUGGUGUCUGGGCGCUGCACGUAUGCCGUGGUGUCUGGGCGCUGCACGUAUGCCGUGGUGUCUGGGUGCUGGGCGUGCACCCUAGAGAGGCGAAUUCGCUCAUGUACGCACCGCACCGAGGGCCCCAUGGUGGAGCAAGCUAGUGGGUGUGGAGCGGUGGAGAGCGGUGCUGCACGAUGCGUCCUUCAUUCUCUGUCCGCAGCGUGCCAUGGGGCUGCACGAUGCUGUGGCUGCCUGUAUCUGCAGGAGAACCAGGUCUUAAAGUACUGUCUGCUCCGCCUUGACUCGGCAAUCUUCAACGCGCCGCCUGCCAAACCUCUUGCAGACCCUGUCACCGAGCCUGCCGCCCUGCCGUUCACAGCCACGGGCAAGCUCACCUACUCGCACGGCAUGCACCUCAAAUACGCCGUCAACGUCAGCAUGGGGGACCAUGUUUCACUGACGUCGGCAUGGGCGACCAUGCUUCACAACCUCGACGCUCACAUGCAUGCCCAGAUCGACUGUCGCCUCGCAUCCUCCCACCCAUGUUGCGGCGGCAGCAGCGGAAGCGGCAGUGGCAGUGACGGGGGACCGGGGGAAUGCUUUCCAAAGCUGAGGGCGAUGGCGCAGGUGCUGCCGCUGCCUAAGGACUUGUUGGCUGACCAGGAAAGAGGUGUGUGGCGAUCUGACUCUGGCAUUGCUACGGCGCAUUCUCCUCAUCUUCGCUCCGGACGGACGCCAAUGCACCCGACCCCGUCUCCUCCACCCUGCUGCAGCAGCUCAACAGCGAGAUGGGUCACAGCACGCAUGGCCCAGAUGGGUCACAGCACGCAUAGCCCAGAUGGUGAUGGAGACGCUGGUGACUUGAGCAUCGACUUGAGCAUCGACAGGUGGUUGGUGUCACGCCUGGUGGUCGACUCGCCUGCCUUCCUGCAGGAGGAACGUCCUCUCCCUCAUCCCAUCCCCUUCUCCCUCAUUCCAUCCCCAUCAGCUUACACCAUCAGUUUCCCCAUCGGUUUCCCCAUCAGUUUCCCCCAUCAGUUCCCCCCAUCAGUUUCCCCCAUCAGUUUCCCAUCAGUUUCCCCCAUCAGUUUGCCCCAUCAGUGCCCCCUCAGGGUCCCAAGCGAUGGUUCCCACCUCACCGCGGUGGGUGUAACGUCAGGAGCUCUGCUCCUGGCGGCCAAGAGGAACCCCCCAUGUAUACCUACAGUGCAUGAGUAG